This is a messenger RNA of Chanos chanos (milkfish), 3087 nucleotides long. It is a transcript of the gene ephb1, whose product is annotated as EPH receptor B1. NCBI's taxonomy places the organism in Eukaryota, Metazoa, Chordata, Actinopteri, Gonorynchiformes, Chanidae. The transcript is spliced from 16 exons. Gene Ontology annotation, molecular function: transmembrane-ephrin receptor activity; ATP binding; protein binding. Gene Ontology annotation, biological process: ephrin receptor signaling pathway; axon guidance; protein phosphorylation. Gene Ontology annotation, cellular component: dendrite; plasma membrane. The record is from RefSeq and is a predicted model, not a curated record. Bases 1 to 3087 code for a protein of 1028 amino acids.
AUGUCAGCUGUGUUUGAGGUGGAACACUCUUGUCAGGUUGUAGACGUCUUCCCGGGGGAAAAGACCGGGAUGAAAAAACAUGAGACAUCGCUGGUGGACAUGACGCUCCAUCUCUUCGUUCUAGAAACGCUGAUGGACACACGUACGGCUACGGCAGAGCUGGGCUGGACGGCUUACCCUGCAUCAGGGUGGGAGGAGGUGAGUGGCUACGAUGAAAACCUCAACACGAUCCGGACGUACCAGGUGUGCAACGUCUUCGAGUCCAGUCAAAACAACUGGCUUCUGACCACGUUUAUCGACCGCCGCGGUGCCCAGCGCAUUUACGUGGAGAUGCGGUUCACUGUCCGCGACUGCAGCAGCAUUCCCAGAGUCCCCGGCUCCUGCAAGGAGACAUUCAACCUCUACUACUACGAGACGGACUCCGUCAUCGCCACCAAAGGCACGGCCUUCUGGAUGGAGGCCCCGUACCUGAAGGUGGACACCAUCGCGGCGGACGAGAGCUUCUCCCAGGUCGACUUCGGGGGCAGGCUGAUGAAGGUGAACACGGAGGUUCGGAGCUUCGGGCCUCUUUCGAAGAACGGGUUUUACCUGGCGUUCCAGGACUACGGCGCCUGCAUGUCCCUGCUCUCCGUGCGGGUGUUCUACAAAAAGUGCCCCAGCGUGGUUCAAAACUUCGCCGUUUUUCCCGAGACCAUGACGGGAGCGGAGAGCACCUCAUUGGUCACCGCUCGAGGGAUCUGCAUCCCGAACUCGGAGGAGGUGGACGUCCCGAUAAAGCUGUACUGCAACGGAGACGGGGAGUGGAUGGUUCCCAUCGGGAGCUGCACCUGCAAGGCCGGGUUCGAGCCGGAUAACGGGAACGUAUGCCGAGCCUGUCCUCCAGGGACCUUUAAGUCCAGUCUGGGCACUGGGUUGUGUCUACAGUGUCCUCCCAACAGCAGGUCCACGUCAGAAGCCUCCACCGUCUGCGUGUGUCGGAACGGCUACUACAGGUCGGACACGGAUCUGGCCGACAUGCCGUGUACCAGCGUUCCCUCCGGUCCGCGGAACGUCAUCUCCAUCGUGAACGAGACCUCCGUCAUCCUGGAGUGGCACCCGCCACGGGAGACGGGAGGGCGGGAGGACGUGGUCUACAACAUCGUGUGUAAGAAGUGCCGGGCGGACCGCCGCACCUGCUCGCACUGCGACGACAACGUGGAGUUCGUGCCGCGGCAGCUGGGCCUGACGGAGACCCGCGUCUUCAUCAGUAACCUCUGGGCCCACACGCUGUACACCUUCGAGAUCCAGGCCGUCAACGGCGUCUCCAACAAGAGCCCUUAUCCCGCCCAGCACGUCUCCAUAGACAUACUGACCAACCAGGCCGCGCCCUCCAUGGUACCCAUAAUGCACCAGGUCAGCUCUACGAUGAAAAGUAUCACGUUGUCAUGGCCACAGCCAGAGCAGCCCAAUGGCAUCAUCCUCGACUAUGAAUUACGCUACUACGAGAAGGAGCACACAGAGCAGAAUUCCACGGUGCUGAAGAGCCAGACCAACACGGCGCGUGUGGAAGGACUCAGGCCAGGGACAGUGUAUGUGAUGCAGGUUCGAGCCAGAACCGUCGCCGGCUACGGCAAAUACAGCGGCAAGAUGUGUUUCCAAACCCUCACAGAUGAGGACUAUAAGUCAGAGUUGAGGGAACAGUUGCCGUUAAUAGCCGGCUCAGCCGCGGCUGGCGUGGUUUUCAUCGUGUCUCUGGUGGCCAUCUCCAUCGUCUGCAGCAGGAAGCGGGCCUAUUCGAAAGAAGCGGUGUACAGUGAUAAGCUGCAACACUACAGCACGGGCAGAGAACUCUCUUUGAGACCAGAUCUGACUAACUGCCACUCCCCCAUGGGCUGCCCGACACACUUCUCAGGCUCUCCGGGGAUGAAGAUCUACAUCGACCCGUUCACCUACGAGGACCCCAACGAGGCUGUGCGAGAGUUCGCCAAAGAGAUCGACGUCUCCACCGUCAAAAUAGAGGAAGUUAUUGGUGCAGGUGAGUUUGGGGAAGUGUACAAAGGUCGACUGAAACUACCAGGCAAGAGGGAGAAUUAUGUGGCCAUUAAGACACUGAAGGCGGGCUACUCUGAGAAGCAGAGACGGGACUUCCUGUCUGAGGCGAGCAUCAUGGGACAGUUCGACCACCCCAACAUCAUCCGACUGGAGGGCGUGGUCACCAAGAGCCGGCCCGUCAUGAUCGUCACUGAGUUUAUGGAGAACGGAGCUCUGGACUCUUUUCUCAGGCAAAACGAUGGACAGUUCACUGUGAUCCAGCUGGUGGGGAUGAUGAGAGGCAUCGCGGCGGGAAUGAAGUACCUGUCAGAGAUGAAUUACGUCCACCGUGACCUCGCUGCACGAAACAUCCUGGUCAACAGCAACCUGGUCUGCAAGGUGUCCGACUUCGGCCUCUCCCGCUACCUCCAGGACGACACCUCCGAUCCCACCUACACCAGCUCGCUGGGCGGUAAAAUCCCAGUGCGAUGGACGUCUCCAGAGGCCAUCGCGUACAGGAAGUUCACCUCAGCCAGUGACGUGUGGAGCUACGGGAUCGUGAUGUGGGAAGUGAUGUCAUUUGGCGAGAGACCUUACUGGGACAUGUCCAAUCAGGACGUGAUUAAUGCUAUCGAGCAGGACUACAGACUGCCUCCACCCAUGGACUGCCCCACAGCUCUGCACCAGCUGAUGCUGGACUGUUGGCAGAAGGACCGUAACACUCGUCCCCGGUUCACCGACAUCGUCAACACCUUGGACAAACUCAUACGCAACCCCACCAGCCUCAAAGCUGUGGCCAGUAUGCCUUCCAUUGCGUCUCAGCCGUUGUUGGACAGAUCCAUUCCUGAUUUUAACAGCUUUAGUUCAGUGGAGGAAUGGCUGAGUGCUCUCAAAAUGUCUCAGUACCGUGACAACUUCCUCAACUCUGGAUUCACCUCUCUUCAGCUGGUGACCCAAAUGACCUCAGAGGAUCUGUUGAGAAUAGGUGUGACUCUUGCUGGUCAUCAGAAGAAGAUUCUCAGCACCAUCCAGUCCAUGCAGGUCCAGCUGACCCAGCCGCCCACGCCGCUGGCAUGA